UUUUUAUUAAUAUUAAUUUUCUUCUCAAGUGUGUUAUGUGGUAGUUCAGUAAAUAUCUUACACAAUUAGGAUGAAUAAUGCACAAAUUCGUGAACCAACGGUAGAGAGGGUAUUAUCGGUGGGUUCAAUUCAGGAAGAUUAUUACGAGUUUAAGAACAAGAAUGCGAUUAAAAGAGUAUCAGAUCCGGUAAGUGAGCUUUACUGGACAUAUUAUGAAAAUUAUAAUCAUAAAAAAUCAACUAAAGCUGAUAAAAAUAAUCCCAGCAUCAUACUUUUACAUGGCAUCUGCGGUACCGCUGGGUGUUACUUUUAUCUCUUCAAUAAACUAUCAGAACUGGGGUUUCGGUGUAUAUCUGCUCAGUAUCCCGAGUAUGAAACUCCUUAUGAGUGGAUUAGUGGUUUUUCUCACUUUUUAGAGUAUUUAAAUUUAUAUAAACCCUGUGUGUUUGGCAGUGAUUUGGGCGGAUUUCUACUCCAAUUAUUCGUUCAAUCCUACCCAAACCUCCUAAGCUCCAUCAUACUAUGCAACUCCUAUCGCAAGACUGACGACUUUAGUAUAUCUCCGGCGUUCCGUGAGGUGUAUGGUAAUUUGUAUAUGUUAUUACCGCAUGUAAUAUUAAAGAAUUUGUAUAUUGAGUAUUACAUUUGUCCUAAAACUGAGGAUAUCAACGAGAGAGUCGAGUUGAGAGAACAAUACGCCAAGGAAUUCAUGGCUUGUGAACUCGAUCACAUCUCAGCCAGUGAUCUCGGAUCCAGAAUCACACUACAGUUAACGUGUGAUUAUGUGUAUAAUAAGGAUUUAAACGGGUUUAGUCAGGAGAAAAUACUUCUCAUUGAAACUAUUAAUAAUAACAUACCACACAAUCUCAAACAAGACAUUAAACUAUGGUAUUCGAAUUCUAAAGUUGGUUAUUUGAAGAGUGGCGGUGAUUUUCCAUAUCUAACUAGACCUGAUGAAAUUGCCAUUUUCAUCCAGGUUCACAUGAACAACGUCAAAUAUUCCCAAGAAUCAAAUUACCAACUUCUCAUCAACUCUUUAAACACACGUGAUCCCAACAGUGUUGGCGAUAGUAUCACCAAAGUUGGGAAUAGUAUCACUAAAGUUGGGAAUAGUAUCACGAAAGUUGGUAGUAGUGUCAGUGACCAGACGGAUGACGAUUUUCACGAUGUAGAUUACGAUUCUGACAACAGCAUCAUCAACAAUUUUAACAAAAAUUACCUCUAA
Molecule: messenger RNA, 1225 nt
Organism: Theileria parva strain Muguga
Lineage: Eukaryota; Apicomplexa; Aconoidasida; Piroplasmida; Theileriidae
Gene: spg21
Product: Alpha/beta hydrolase family protein
Exons: 6
Coding region: 71-1225 (384 amino acids)
Source: RefSeq, a predicted model, not a curated record